Messenger RNA from Zonotrichia albicollis (white-throated sparrow), 1868 nucleotides. RefSeq names its product DDB1 and CUL4 associated factor 13 (gene DCAF13). Lineage: Eukaryota; Metazoa; Chordata; Aves; Passeriformes; Passerellidae. Gene Ontology annotation, cellular component: nucleolus; small-subunit processome. Gene Ontology annotation, biological process: maturation of SSU-rRNA from tricistronic rRNA transcript (SSU-rRNA, 5.8S rRNA, LSU-rRNA). Gene Ontology annotation, molecular function: protein binding. The record is from RefSeq and is a predicted model, not a curated record.
AGAACGGCCCGCGCGGCGCAUCCGGUCACGUGGGCGCGCGGUGCCGGAGCGGCGCGAUGCGGGUGAAGGUGCUGAGCCGCAACCCCGAUGACUACGUGAGGGAGACCAAGCUGGACCUGCAGCGCGUUCCAAGGAACUAUGACCCUGCAUUGCAUCCAUUUGAGGUUGCACGAGAGUACACAAGAGCUCUGAAUGCCACAAAGCUGGAACGUGUGUUUGCAAAACCCUUUCUUAGUUCACUUGAUGGCCACAGAGAUGGCGUUAAUUGCAUGGCCAAACAUCCAAAAAGUUUGUCUACUGUGCUGUCUGGAGCCUGUGAUGGAGAGGUUAAGAUUUGGAACUUGACCAAACGACAGUGUAUCCGCACGAUACAAGCCCACGAAGGCUUUGUUAGAGGCAUGUGUGCCCGUUUCUGUGGCACAUCGUUCUUCACUGUUGGUGAUGACAAAACCAUAAAACAGUGGAAAAUGGAGAGCCCAGAAUAUGGAGAAGAAGAAGAACCUAUUCAUACAAUUCUUGGAAAGACAGUGUAUACAGGAAUUGAUCACCACUGGAAGGAGCCUGUUUUUGCUACCUGUGGCCAUCAAGUGGACAUUUGGGAUGAACAAAGGACAAGCCCCAAGUGUUCUCUGACUUGGGGUUUUGAUAGCAUAAGCAGUGUAAAAUUUAAUCCCAUUGAGACUUACCUUUUGGGAAGCUGUGCUUCUGACAGAAAUAUUGUGCUGUAUGAUAUGAGAAAAUCAACUCCAUUAAAGAAGGUUAUCUUGAACAUGAGGACAAAUACACUGUGUUGGAACCCUAUGGAAGCUUUCAAUUUUACUGCAGCCAAUGAAGAUUACAACUUAUAUACUUUUGAUAUGCGCUUUCUUGAAUCACCUGUGAUGGUGCACAUGGAUCACGUGUCUGCUGUCCUUGAUGUGGAUUAUUCACCCACUGGGAAAGAAUUUGUGUCUGCCAGCUUUGACAAGUCCAUCCGCAUUUUUCCUGUAGACAAAGGUCACAGCAGGGAGGUUUAUCAUACCAAACGAAUGCAGCACGUCAUCACUGUAAAAUGGACUUCAGAUAACAAAUACAUUCUGUGUGGCUCAGAUGAGAUGAAUAUUCGCCUGUGGAAAGCUAAUGCCUCUGAAAAACUGGGAGUGCUUGCACCCCGAGAGAAGGCAGCCAUGAAUUACAAUCAGAAGCUGAAGGAGAAGUUCCAGUUCCACCCGCAGAUCCGGCGCAUUGCUCAGCACCGGCACCUGCCCAAGAGCAUCUACUGCCAGAUCAGGGAGCAGCGCAUCAUGAGGGAGGCUCGGCGCCGCAAGGAACUGAAUCGUCGUAAGCACAGCAAGCCAGGAUCCGUGCCCCUCGUGCCAGAGAGGAAGAAGCAUAUUGUGGCAGUAGUGAAAUAAUUGUUUUCACAUGUACAAAAUGCCACAAUGAAAGAAAAAUGUCACAAUUGAAAUAAUACACUGUACAAUUUGAUGGACUUUGGUAAGACAGCAUGUGGUUCCAGAAACAUGACUUUUCUUCCAAGUUUGUUCAUCCUCUUGACUUCUCAAGUCAUCAUCUGUUUUGAGUAGUUAUGAGAAUUUCCCCUGUAACAUUUUUUUGUCAUUUGUCUGAUUUUACUGGCCCAACACUGCAUAUUGCAGUGGAGUUUGACCCUUUUGAUACAAGCAGAUAACUUGGUGGAGAAUAUCUGUAAUUCCAGUUCUAUUCCUUGGUACUGUUACUACAAAAAAGGGAUAAAAUAGGUUAAUACUUGUCAAAGCAAAAAAAAAAAGCUCCACACGGAGUUACAAAAAUUAUUGUCCUUAUGCUGUCGUUUUUAAAAAUUUUUAUUUAAACAGAUUUAAUAAAGUGACCUUUAGCAAUGGACUGGA